Lodderomyces parapsilosis is the source of this 2913-nucleotide messenger RNA. It is a transcript of the gene MCD4, whose product is annotated as mannose-ethanolamine phosphotransferase. The coding region runs from base 1 to 2913 and encodes 970 amino acids. Gene Ontology annotation, molecular function: mannose-ethanolamine phosphotransferase activity. Gene Ontology annotation, biological process: GPI anchor biosynthetic process. The record is from RefSeq and is a predicted model, not a curated record. Lineage: Eukaryota; Fungi; Ascomycota; Pichiomycetes; Serinales; Debaryomycetaceae. Gene Ontology annotation, cellular component: endoplasmic reticulum membrane. The transcript has a single exon.
AUGGAUAGGAACAGAAAAUUGCUAUUGUCAGUUGGGUUGUUGUUCCAUUUUUUCUAUCUAUGGUCUAUUUUUGACAUUUAUUUUGUCCUGCCUUUAGUGCAUGGCAUGGACCACCACGUUUCCACUUACGAUCCACCAGCGAAAAGAAUCUUUCUCAUAGUAGGUGAUGGACUUAGAGCAGAUAAGACGUUUCAGAAGUUGACACAUCCUCGAACAGGAGAGUAUAAAUACUUGGCACCAUAUUUACGAAGUUUGGCAUUGAAUAAUGGAACGUGGGGAAUAUCAAACACGAGGAUGCCAACGGAAUCACGACCAGGACAUGUCGCAAUGAUUGCUGGAUUUUAUGAGGAUGUUUCUGCUGUUACCAAAGGAUGGAAAGAGAAUCCGGUGAAUUUCGAUUCAUUUUUUAAUCAAUCAAAACAUACCUAUUCAUUUGGAAGUCCCGAUAUCUUGCCCAUGUUUGCCUAUGGAGAUGGUGUUGUUCCCGGGAGAAUUGAUGUCUGUAUGUAUGCACACGAAUUUGAAGAUUUCAGCAAGAGUUCAAUUGAAUUGGAUUCAUUUGUGUUUAAUCAUUUUGAUGAUCUUUUGAGCAAUCUGACGAAAAAUGCCACCUUGCAUGAGGAACUACACCAAGAUGGAAACGUAUUUUUCUUACAUUUGUUGGGGCCAGACACCGCUGGUCAUGCUUAUCGUCCGUACUCAGCUGAGUAUUAUGAAAAUAUCGAGUAUAUUGAUUCAAUGUUGAAAAAGGUUGUUCCGCAAAUCAAUGAAUUUUUUGGUGAUGACAAGACAGCUUUCGUUUUCACUGCUGAUCACGGUAUGUCUGAUUUUGGAUCUCAUGGAGAUGGUCAUCCUGAUAAUACGAGAACUCCCUUGAUUGCUUGGGGUGCUGGACUUAACAAGCCGGUUCGUUUAAAAGAUGUGGAGCACUUGGAGACCCAAUUGCUUAAGCAAGAUCCAAUUGCCAGCGGAUUUGAAUCUACUUACUUUGACACGUGGGAGUUGGAUCAUUUGGUUAGAAAUGACGUGAAUCAAGCUGAUAUUGCUUCAUUGAUGGCUUACUUGAUUGGUGCCAAUUAUCCAGCAAACUCUGUUGGUGAGUUACCAUUGGGGUAUAUUGAUGCCGACCCACAAACCAAGAUCAAAGCACUUUACGCAAAUGCUUUGGCCAUUGUUGAGCAAUACAUCGUUAAGGAGAAGGAAGUUUAUAACCAUCAGUUCAAAUUCAAACCAUACGAGCCAUUUCAAGAAAAGACGAUUAAAGAUUACCAAAAGGAAAUCGAGAGCAUGAUUGAAUUGUUAAAGGAUGCACCAGAUGCAGAAGUCGAAAUGUUGGCCAUUGAAAUCACAGAAGAGUUGAUGAAGAAAACAUUGGCCGGGUUGAAUUACUUGACCACUUAUAAUUGGGCCUUGCUCCGUUCUAUUGUCACAUUGGGCUUUAUUGGAUGGAUCGUGUAUUCGUUUAUUUUAUUUUUGAAGCUUUUCAUUUUGUCAAAGAAGGACUUGAAAAAGGUCAAAAGUCUGUUUGCACCAGUGACUUUAUCAUCAUUUGUCGUAUUGGGUGCGUCACUUGCCUACUUGCUAUAUUAUCAAAGUUCCCCAUUCAACUAUUACAUGUAUACCGCUUUUCCACUAUACUUUUGGUACACUAUAGUGGUUGAGUCGCGACACUUGGUUGAUGGCGUUGGUGAAUUGCUACGUGGAGUUUCACUUGGUGGUAAGAUUCUUAUAUUCACCAGUUUCAUAGGAAUGUAUGAAGGAAUAGCUUAUGGAUUUUUCGAAAGGUUUACAUUUUCAAUCAUAUUUUGUAUAGUUGGUGUUUACCCAGUGUUUAUUCUGGAUUCAUACAAGGUAUCAGGAUUGAUGAAAUUUUUAUGGUUUUUCAGCUGUCUUUUCAUGUGCAUAUUCACCAAUUUAAACCCAAUCAAAACGGAAAACUUGCUUCUUAUAAACUUGGGUGCUAUAAUUGCAUUUGCAAUUAGUAUUAUUGGAUUCAAUGAGGUUGAAAAGAGAAGUUAUGAUAUUGGUGUUCCACAAAAAGUAAUCACGUGGGCACAAAUACUCGCUAUACCGCUCAUCACAUACGCUACUGAUACAUCUGUGGUAUCAUUACAGUCGAGAAAUGGGCUUCCCUUGUACUCGCAGGUUCUUGGUUGGGUUACAUUUGUGGCUUCACUUAUAGUGCUACCUGCACUUCACUCCAUCUACCCAUCAAAAGAUUACCGAUUCAGAUUAUUGAUUAUAUUCAUUACAUUUGUGCCAACAUUUGUGAUCUUUACUAUUUCUUAUGAGUUAUUAUUCUACAUUGGCUUCUCAUUGGUGCUUUUACAGUGGCUUACAAUUGAAGAGCUUCUCAAGUACUCUCAAGCAGAAAUAUUAAUGAAGCAACAAGAAACGGGGAAAUUACCACAGGGGUAUUGGGUUCAAGUGAUUAGGAUUGCCAUCAUUGGUUUCUUUUUUUUACAAGUGGCAUUCUUUGGAACCGGUAAUGUUUCAUCAAUAUCUUCAUUUUCUUUGGAUUCAGUUUACCGUUUAAUACCUGUUUUCAGCCCAUUUGCAAUGGGAGCGUUGUUAAUGAUCAAAUUGAUUAUCCCAUAUGUGUUGUUAUCUACAUGUUUGGGUAUCAUGAAUCAUCAGUUGGAGGUGAAGAGAUUUACAAUUUCGACAUUGAUUAUAUCAACGAGUGAUAUCCUUUCAUUGAAUUUUUUCUUUUUGGUACGGACUGAAGGGUCAUGGUUGGAUAUUGGAGUUUCCAUUUCCAAUUACUGUUUGGCAAUCUUGUCGUCGUUGUUUAUGUUGAUUUUGGAGUUGAUCAGUUCGAUUAUAUUGAGUGGCGUUGAAUAUACUCAAACCAAUAGAAAAUUGGAUUAUGAGCCUAUCAGUUACAGAGUGAGGAAAAAGAAAGUUACAUAG